AUGUGGCAGCGUCUGAGAGGCAACAUUUUGACCUCGACAACGGUGCGGCCGGAAGCACCGAGGCUCGCAUCGAGUACGGCCCUUGCAGAGCAAAAAGCAGGUCUGCGGAACCUGCACCAGUAUCCUACUGCUCGAUACAAGAGUUUGGUGAAGGACCGCCGUCGCUUUGCAAGAAAUUGGUGGCUGACUGCUGGCAACAACUACGAGUUGGUUCACGAAGUAGGACACGAGCGAGAGGCCACUGAGUGCUUCGCAGAAUACGCCCAGGAUUCAAGUAACGAUGUUUAUCUCUUUUCUACCAACAGACUGGAUGAUCUUCCCCCGCGGGAUAGACUUAACGCUAUCGUCGGGAUCAUGCGGUCGCGCUGGAAGGUGAAUGAUGGUAACCGAGGUUUUGACAAGGCAAAACUGCUUCUCCAGGCUUUGGAGUGUUUUGCCGAAAUGCGCUUAUCUGGUCAGAUCAAGGAGUUUGAUGAGCUCCCGGAGCCGGACCAAGACACUUUCUUGCAGUACGUCGAAGGUUGCUCUCAGUUUGCGCAGGCGUGCUCCCACUCACAUCCCAAUGCUGCUGGAAUUUUGCUCCGUGCCGCUCAGAUAUGCGAAGAGAUGCGGUGUCCUGGAAAACGUGAUGAAAUGAUUCAUGUGGCUGAAGUUGCGGCCAAACGCCUGGACCGUGCAUACUCGUUCAGUCGUCCACACGACGUGCUGAAGCCGAUGCCGCCGUCACUGACUGAUAAUGAGGCCAAAUUAUGGUACAAAAGCACCAAGGAACUCGAGAACCGCUUUAAGGAUAGGGCACCGCAUGCUCUGGAAAAACGACGUCCUCCAGAAUACAUGCGCAUUCAUCAAGGCAAGCGGCAGUACCUUCCCAAGAUGAAGGAGGGUAACAAGUAUUUGGAGAUGUUGAAAUCUCCUGCGCGACCCGAGGUUGACAAAUGGACAUCGAACUCGGUGUAG
This is a messenger RNA of Trypanosoma grayi, 957 nucleotides long. RefSeq lists its product as hypothetical. The record is from RefSeq and is a predicted model, not a curated record. Lineage: Eukaryota; Euglenozoa; Kinetoplastea; Trypanosomatida; Trypanosomatidae. The coding region runs from base 1 to 957 and encodes 318 amino acids. The transcript has a single exon.